AUGGACAACAUCUCCCAAGCCUUGCGAAAGGAACUCACCUGCUGUAUCUGCUUGAACUACCUUAUAGACCCUGUCACCAUAGGCUGUGGGCACAGCUUCUGUAGGCCCUGUCUAUACAUUUCCUGGGAAGAAGCCAAAACUACCCGUUGUCCUCUAUGUGGGGAAACAUCAAAGAAGACAGACAUUAAAUCCAAUAUUCUUGUGAAGAAUCUGGUGUCCCUUGCUAGACAAGCCAGUCUCUGCCAGUUCCUGAGCUCUGAGGAUCAGAUGUGUGGGACACACAAGGAGACAAAGAAGAUGUUCUGUGAAGAGAGCAAGAACCUACUCUGUUUGCUCUGUUCUUCCUCUCAGGAGCACGAGGCUCACAGACACUGUUCCAUUGAAUACGCUGUUGAGAAGUACCAGGAGAAGCUUUUAAAACAAAUGAGGUCUCUAUGGGAAAAGAUCCAAGAAAAUCAGAGAAAUCUAAACGAGGAGUGCAGAAUAAUCAACCUGUGGAUGGAUUAUAUAUGCCUACGGAGAGACAUGAUCAGAGAUCACUAUCGGAAGUUGCAUCCAGUUCUCCACAGGGAAGAAAAACAACAUUUAGAGGGACUGAAAAGUGAACGCAAAAAGAUUUUACAGCAACUCAAGAAAAGUCAAACCACAAUGGUUCAAAAACAAAAACAUCUAAGAGAAAUGUUUGAGGAGCUGCUGAAUUUGUGCCAUAAACCAGACGUGGAGCUGCUCCAGAAUUUGGAAGACACAUUGACAAGGAGUGAGUCUGUGCAACUGCACAUGCUCCAGCCGGUGAACCCAGCGCUCAGUGCCAGGCCCAUCACUGGACUGAUAGACAGGUUCAACCAAUUCCAAGUGAACAUUUCCUUGAAUUAUGAAACAAGCAGUCACGAUAUCAUGCUGUCUGAUGACGUGAGAAGUUUGAUAUUUAGACAUGACCUUCAAGAGGUGCCUUUUCCAUCUGGAAGAUCCAACUACUUUGCUACAUGGGGAGCCCAGGCCUUCACCUCUGGAAAACACUACUGGGAGAUGCAUGUGGACAGCUCUUGGGAUUGGGCUAUAGGGGUCUGUAAGGAUACUUGGCUAAGGAAGAACUGCUCAGUGAUUGAAUCUGGGGACACAUUUCUUCUUUUAUGUGUGAAGGGGGAUAAUGGUUACCAUCUCUUCACCACCUCCCCAGUGCUUUCUCAGUACAUAGAGAAACCUCUGGGGAAGGUUGGUGUGUUUGUUGAUUUUAACAGUGGAAGUGUGAGUUUUGUUAACGUUGCCAAAAAUUCCCUCAUAUGGGAAUACCCCGCUUACUCCUUCAAUUACUCGCUCCGGCCUUUUUUUUGCACUGGCCACACAUGAUCAUGGAGAAGUGAUGCACUUGGGAACUCCAUAUCUGAAGGAGCCCACACAUGAUCAUGGAGAAGUGAGGAACUUGGGAACUCCAUAUCUGAAGGAGCCCGUCUCAGUUGAAGCUGA
Molecule: messenger RNA, 1464 nt
Organism: Loxodonta africana (African savanna elephant)
Lineage: Eukaryota; Metazoa; Chordata; Mammalia; Proboscidea; Elephantidae
Product: tripartite motif-containing protein 43-like
Exons: 6
Coding region: 1-1347 (448 amino acids)
Biological process (GO): innate immune response; protein ubiquitination; regulation of gene expression
Cellular component (GO): cytoplasm
Molecular function (GO): zinc ion binding; ubiquitin protein ligase activity; protein binding
Source: RefSeq, a predicted model, not a curated record